Molecule: messenger RNA, 1488 nt
Organism: Parathielavia appendiculata
Lineage: Eukaryota; Fungi; Ascomycota; Sordariomycetes; Sordariales; Chaetomiaceae
Exons: 4
Coding region: 1-1488 (495 amino acids)
Biological process (GO): negative regulation of silent mating-type cassette heterochromatin formation; negative regulation of rDNA heterochromatin formation
Cellular component (GO): Rpd3L complex; cytosol
Source: RefSeq, a predicted model, not a curated record
AUGUCGACACAACAGCAGGCCAUGAUCGUGGACACCGUCCUCGCGCUGAGGAGGACGCUCAAGCGCAAAGCCUACGAUUCCGACUCGGACUCGUCAAUCGACCAAACAACAAACCGCGGCAAUAAGCUCAAGAAGCGAGCGCGAUUCGUCCACCAAGGCCGCUUGACGUCCUCGAUGGGCCCAGCGGCAUACAAGGAGAUCGCAGACCACGCUGGAUAUCAACGAGCAAUUAUAAACCGCAAUGUGCCCCUGAUUGACGAAGACGGCUACGACAUUGACAGCGGCGACGACGAGGAGCAAGUCCAGGAGGCCAUUGCCGCGGCUAUGGACGAGAACCCUUACUCGUCUAUCAGGCUUGAAGAGAUACUGGCUCCGUUGACCGCCGUCACCGACCUACCGUCGCAUCCGACCCUCUCGCGACCCUUCAUCUCAAACACUCUGACCGAAUUGAUAGAACAAGGGCGCAACCUGAUGCAAAAGGAAAACAAGGCACUGUGGAAAGCUAAGCCGCUGCUCACCCAGCUGGUGGGCGAUAACGCUUGGGCACCCUGCGGGCUCAUGACUGCACCCGACGAUCGCGAUGCCUUGUUGUUUAGCGACACGGUGAGCUUCUUCAAGCGUCCGGCUCGACCCGUGCCCGUGGGAAUUCCGGCCCCGGUCGGAGCAAAUGGGGGCCCUAGAUCUCCUCUGAAUACCCCCCCCGAGUCAGCGCAACGAGGCACUAUACCGGAUGGGUUACGAGCACAGGCAGCAACACAAUUAGCCAACGCCGCAGAGGGCAAUGCACAAUCGACCGAGGAGGCCCCAGACGGGGAAAUACUACCGGACGCCCACAUUAACAGCAAUGGGGAGCGGGAGGCUGAUGGUGGUGCUGGACUGAACCUAGCUGAAGGUGGUGGACAAGUCAACGGCAAUCUGACCAACGACAGGGAUAAGAUAGACGGUUCAGUCUCCGCAGAUGGCACCUCAAGCAAAACGGAUACUAGCGCAGCGGAAGACAUGGAGAUGACCGAGGCGUCAGGCGAAAAUGCCAGCACAGUACCUGACCGACCACCAGCGCCACACCCGGUGCUUGCGCCACCAGCCGUGCACGCCGCAUCUCCCAUGGCUGAAACGCUUGACGAGCACUUCAUCCACCCGCUCUUCCGGCUCCCGGCAGCAGCGCAUCCGGACCGCGACCUGGGCCUGCCCGAGCAAGAGGCCGAGGAGGUACGGCGGCUGCUGCUGCUGUAUGUGCAAAAGCAGGAAGAGAUCUGCCGGGGCGCCCACCGGCUCUACGAAGGGCUGCUCAAAGCGGACCGGCUCCGCAAGACGGUGUGGCGCUGGGCCAAGUCGGAGGCGCAUUGCGGGCCGAACCGGGACAUGUCGGACGGCGAGGACUGGUACGACAAGGAGGAGUGGGGGCUGACGGAGGACCUGAAGAAGGGGGAGGACGAGCCGGAGGAGGACACAACACUGCCGCAGAAGAAGACGCGGAAUCGCAAGUGA